CGUUGAUUUUCUUGAAACUGUUUAGUCCAACCAUUUGGAUAUGGAGAUGGAUCAAAGAUUCCAACUUCUUCUAACUUUUGCAUCAACUCUCUGUGCCUUGAUUUUCUUGGUUCGUUACUUUCAGUCAAGGAGACAAGUUGCUGAAAUUAAGGGCCGGAGUUUGCCACAGCCUGAUGGCGCUUUGCCUGUUAUUGGCCACCUGCUUUGCUUCAGCGGUGGCAAACUUAUUUAUAAAGUACUCAGUGCCAUGGCCGACAAGUAUGGACCGGCGAUGGGGAUAAAGCUGGGCAGUCAUCAAGCUUUGGUCAUAAGUAGUUGGGAAAUGGCAAGGGAGUGUUUCACCACUCACGACAAGGUAUUCAGUGACCGUCCGAGACUAGCUGCUUCUAAGCUUCUUGGCUAUGAUUAUGCUUUCUUCGGGCUUUCUCCUUACGGGGAAUAUUGGCGAGAGGUGCGCAAGAUUUCCACUCUCCAUCUCCUGUCUAACCGGCAGGUUGAUAUGCUGAAGCCGAUAAGAGCAUCAGAACUGGAGACUUCCAUCAGAGAGCUGUAUGAGUUAUGGGUUAGCAGUGGAAAUCCUAACCGUGGUGUCAUGGUGGAUUUGCAGCCGUGGUUUGUAAACCUGAUCCGGAACAUGUCAGUGAGGAUGGUCGGAGGGAAGAGGUUCACCGGAGACGGCGUGGAUUGCAACAAGGAAGAGGCGAGAAGGUGCGAAAAAGUGAUCAGAGGAUUCCUGUACUUCUUUGGUGUGUUUGUGUUGUCUGAUUCUUUCCCCUUCCUUGACUGGCUGGACUUGCAAGGGCACAAGAAGUCGAUGAAGAGAAUUGCGAAAGAGCUAGACAACCUUGUAGGCAGGUGGCUGGAGGAACAUAAGAAGAGGAGGAUGUCCGAGGAGGGCAAAGGAGCACGCGAUUUCAUGGAUGUAAUGCUUGAAAUCAUGGAAGAUGCACAAAUUUCUGGCUUCGAUGCAGAUACCAUAAUCAAAGCUACAUGCUUGAAUAUGUUAGUAGCAGGAAGUGAUGCAAUAGCUGUGACUCUAACUUGGGCAUUGUCUUUGCUACUGAACAAUCGUUCUAUACUUGAUAAGGUUCAAGAGGAGUUGGACACUCAAAUUGGAAGAGGCAGAAACGUCAAUGAAUCUGACAUAAAGAACCUAGUCUUUCUCCAAGCCGUGAUCAAAGAAACCCUCCGUCUCUACCCACCAGGCCCAGUCAACGGUCUGCGUUCUUCACUCGAGGAUUGCACCUUGUCACAGGGCUACCAUGUGCCAGCCGGUACAAGAUUGAUGAUAAACAUUUGGAAGAUUCAUCGCGAUGAAAGCAUAUGGCCCGAGCCAAACGAGUUUCAGCCAGAGAGGUUCUUGACAACCCAUAAAGACAUCGAUGUCAGGGGCCAACAUUUCGAACUCAUUCCAUUUGGAUCUGGGAGGAGAUCUUGCCCCGGGAUACAACUCUCGUUGCAGACUCUACAUAUUUGUCUGGCCACCUUGCUACAUUGCUUUGAUUUCGCCCUCCCAUCAAAUGAAAAAAUAGAUAUGAGUGAGAGUGCAGGGCUCAUAAAUGUGAAAGCCACUCCUCUUAAGGUGUGUCUCACACCCCGCCUUCCUGCUACUGUGUUUGGGCAUUAAGUUUAUUUUUAUUAACAGUAACGUUGUACCUGGUGAUCAGUACUCAUGUA
Messenger RNA from Ipomoea nil (Japanese morning glory), 1677 nucleotides. Its product is annotated as cytochrome P450 CYP82D47-like. Gene Ontology annotation, molecular function: heme binding; iron ion binding; oxidoreductase activity, acting on paired donors, with incorporation or reduction of molecular oxygen. The transcript has 2 exons. The record is from RefSeq and is a predicted model, not a curated record. NCBI's taxonomy places the organism in Eukaryota, Viridiplantae, Streptophyta, Magnoliopsida, Solanales, Convolvulaceae. The coding region runs from base 41 to 1627 and encodes 528 amino acids. Gene Ontology annotation, biological process: defense response to other organism.